Molecule: messenger RNA, 2601 nt
Organism: Lachancea thermotolerans CBS 6340
Lineage: Eukaryota; Fungi; Ascomycota; Saccharomycetes; Saccharomycetales; Saccharomycetaceae
Gene: PPR1
Product: Ppr1p
Exons: 1
Coding region: 1-2601 (866 amino acids)
Biological process (GO): positive regulation of transcription by RNA polymerase II; DNA-templated transcription
Molecular function (GO): sequence-specific DNA binding; zinc ion binding; DNA-binding transcription factor activity, RNA polymerase II-specific
Source: RefSeq, a predicted model, not a curated record
AUGAGCACCGCAAGAAAAAGAAGGGGCAGCGCUGCCAAUGCUGAAGAAAGUGUAGACAGGAAGAGGAGGCCUACAUCUGCAAUUAUGGGGAUAUCAAGGUCGAUUGCCGCGUGCAAGCGGUGCAGGGUGAGGAAGGUGAAGUGCGACCAAAAGUUUCCAAGUUGUUCGAGAUGUGUGACGGCCAACGAGCCCUGUGUAUCUGUAGACCCUGCAACCGGGCGAGACGUUCCGCGGUCCUAUGUCAUCUUUCUUGAGGAUAGACUUGAAGCCUUGACAAAACGACUUCGAGAGUACGGUGUGGACGCAGCGGAGGUGCAAGGAAACAUCCCUGCUACCAGCGACGACUGCCCUUGCGAUGUCAAUGUCUUCGAAGAAAAGGUCCGGGCGGAACACCAGGUGCCGCGCGAUAACGCCAUGGCGGGGUAUAUCAUUAAUAAUGGCACAUCAAUACAGACCGGGGUAGCGUCUCGGGACCAGAGCGAUAUAAAGACGGUUUCUGAGCUGCAGGAGUCUGCUAAGAGCCUCGAUAGCCUCGGGGCAAUGAAACUCUCAAAGAAGAACGGGAAACUGUCGCUGGGCGCAGCAUCCAACUCUUAUCUGGGCGACUCAUCCGGUAUCCCUUUUGCCAAGCUCAUUCUUACGGCUAUCAACUUCGCGCCCGAAGCAGUAGAAGAAACAUCCGAAGAACCGGUCUCGGCAACGGAUCAGAGAGAAGGACCUCUGAACGUGUCAUAUCUUCCGACAAAAGAAGAAGCAGAGUCGCUGGUGUCACAGUAUUUCACGUACUGUAACUCGCAGCUGCCUAUCUUGCACCGCGAGUCCUUCUUGAAAAGAGUCUUCGAGCCGAUAUACGGGCCUUUGAACGAGGGUGUCUCGCUGAGCUCCGACAACACCAUCAUCAACGGGAAUUUCAAACUCCCACAGGAUAAAGCCGACUCCGAGCAAUCGGGGGAAAUCUGGUACAAGCCUUCUUUGUCGCAGCAAGAGGUUGAGAAUUCGGAGCAGAUUCCACCAAAGUACCACAUCCCGCUCUUUUUUCUAAACAUGGCCCUAGCGAUAGGCGACUCGGCGAGGAUACUUGAAACAGAUGAAGCGAGGUCUGUUGCGUUCAAAGAUAGGGCAUCCGAGUUCAAAGAAGCACUUUUCCGGUCCAAUGACCGGAUGGAAGCUCUUGCCGGUACGCUAUUAAUCGCCAAGUAUUCGAUUAUGAGGCCAAACGUUCCCGGAGUGUGGUACACAAUGGGGUCUGCACUGAGGCUGGCAGUUGACCUGGGACUGCACGCUGAGAAACUGAAUAAAAACUACGACCCAUUCACGAGAGACCUUCGACGGCGCUUAUUCUGGUGCACCUACUCGCUGGACCGGCAAAUAUGUGCCUUUUUCGGACGUCCGUUUGGGAUUCCGGAUGACAAUAUUUCCACUGAGUUUCCCAGCUCGCUGGACGACGCGCUGAUCACAAACACAGCUGACAACAUUGAAGACUAUUCCCUGGUGAAAAGCUCCAUGGCGUCCUACAAGUGCAUAUCAUUGGCUUUUUUCAGAAUACGAAAAAUCCAGGCUCAGAUUGUGCAGGAGCUCUACGCACAUCGGACGUCACUGCCGGAUGGGUUCGAAAGCCUUGACGAGUGGCGUGAGCUCAUGAACGAAGAACUCGACGAAUGGUAUGAGAAGAGAGUUCCCAAGACACAUCGCAAGAUGAACUGCCACUUCCCGACCGAGCUAUUUCAGCUAGAGCUGUGCCACUCGAAGGUCAUGUUAUAUGGGCUAUGCCCCAAGGCUAUGACGCUAAACGAGCGUGGCUACGAGAUGGUGUAUCGCAACACCAAGAGCGUCAUUGCGAUAUAUUAUCGGCUCUGCCACGACGGCAACAUUAUGCACACAUGGGUCACAGUACACAAUUUGUUCAUGGCGGGAAUGACGUUUCUCUAUGUGCUCCACAACGCUAGGUUCGAUCUUCGCGAAAGCCUGCAGAAGAGCCAGAAAACUUGCUCGACGCUGAUCUACGUGCUGGAGCAGUUGACAAAGGAAUGCGAAGCGGCCCGUAAGGGCGCGCGCAUUUUCAAGGUGCUAUCUGCAGCGGUUUUCAAGCUGCGAAGCGAGCCGAGCGAGGGCGCAGCGCCGGCUGAGGACACGCCGGCACUCGGCGGUGAGGCGUCCCCCGGCGCGGAAGACAAGGGGGGCGGUGACGGGCCUGAAAAUGAGCAUCCUCUGGAUAGCGAAGUAUACAGCGGCCGCACCGCCGAAGCCGGCGAAAAACAGGAAGAGCUGGAGCUAGAACUUGAUGAAGAGGCCCACACGAGCCGGCUAGGCGCCGCGGCGCGCGGUCUGUCGGUCCCCGAUCUGGACGCGAGCGCUCUGAACCAGUUUUUUAUCGAGCUGGACAAGCUGUCGCCGUUUUCGGACCUAAGCAACGGGCACGCUAGCGCAGGCGUGAGCGCAGGCACAGCAGUGCUCGGUGAACACAGCGAGUCCAGUGAAUCCAGCGAGCCAGCCGCGCCGCAGGUGCGGCCGCCGGCGAGCUCGAGGGACGGGCAGCGCGUCUACGACAUGAUGAAUCAGUUCAGCACCGAGACCAUAUGGGACCAGGUAUUUAGCAAGUAG